UUCCCGUUUCUUCUAAAUGCACGGUCGAAGCCGCGUUUUCCUGCUCCGCCGUAUCCACUUCAAAGACAGCGACCGCCCUCGCCAACUCUCCUGCCAAACGAGCCCGCCGCCGCUCCCGCCAGAUUCAAACCUCAAACCCCUCUGCCUCCAAGGUCGACUCCACGAGGCGCUGUCGGGAAUGGCUACGCUCGGCACCGAGGUCAGGUUCCACGGGUACGACGCCCUCCUGACCGCGUGCAUCGACCGAAGGGCCUUCCUAGAGGGCCAAUUGGUCCACGCCCACAUGAUCAAGUCCCAGUACCUCCCUUCCGUGUACCUCGCCACCCGGCUGCUCAUCAUGUAUGUGAAGUGCGACUCCUUGAACGACGCUCGCCACAUGCUCGAGGCAAUGCCUGAAAGGAACGUUGUCUCGUGGACCGCCAUGAUCUCAGGAUAUUCUCAGAAGGGUCACCGCGCUGAGGCCUUGGAGCUGUUUGUUAAGAUGAUGGAAGCCGGUCAAUUGCCAGAUGAAUACACUUUCGCUACGGUGCUCACUUCUUGUACUGGUCCUUUUGGGCCUAAACAUGGCAGGCAGAUUCAUUCCCUAGCACUCAAGACCAACUUUGACUCUCAUAUGUUUGUUGGGAGUUCACUGCUUGACAUGUAUGCAAAGGCCAGCGAAAUCGAUGAUGCUCGGAGAGUCUUUGACAUGUUGCCUGACAGGGAUGUUGUUUCUUGUACUGCCAUUAUUUCUGGAUAUGCCCAGUUGGGUCUUGAUGCGGAAGCCUUGGAAGUGUUCAAAUUACUACAUAAAGAGGGAAUGGAAUGCAACUACGUUACCUUUUCCUGUCUUUUAAAUGCACUCUCUGGACUUGCUGCUUUGGAUUAUGGUCGACAAGUGCAUGGCUUGGUAAUCAGAUGUGAACUUCCAUUUUAUGUUGUCUUGCAAAACUCUCUGAUUGACAUGUAUUCCAAGUGUGGUAGCUUAAUAUAUUCAAGAAAAAUCUUUGACAACAUGCUUGAGAGAUCUGUGAUAAGUUGGAAUGCAAUGCUUGCAGGAUAUGGUAAGCAUGGUUUAGGGAGUGAGGUUGUUCGUCUCUUUAAGUCCAUGGUCCAAGAGGUGAGGCCUGAUGGUGUUUCUUUUUUGGCUGUCCUGUCUGGGUGCAGUCACGGUGGAUUGGUUGAUGAGGGUUUAGAUUUUUUUGACUUUAUGGUUAAUGGUCAAAGGAUGAAACCAGAUAUAGGGCACUAUGGAUGCGUCAUAGAUCUACUCGGACGUGCUGGGAGAAUAGAGAAGGCUUUGGACUUAAUGAAGUGCAUGCCCUUUGAACCAACCACAGCCAUGUGGGGUUCUCUUCUGGGUGCAUGUAGAGUUCAUGCUAAUGUUUCCAUCGGAGAAUUUGUUGCUCAAAAGCUUCUCGAUAUUGAGCCAGAAAAUUCAGGGAACUUUGUGAUACUCUCUAAUAUUUAUGCUGCUGCCGGAAGAUGGCAAGAUGUCGCCAGAGUCAGGGAAUUGAUGAAAGAGAGGACAGUGACAAAAGAACCAGGCAGAAGUUGGAUCAAUCUUGACAAAACCAUGCAUACUUUCUAUUCCAGUGAUCGGUCGCAUCCCCAGAGGGAACAGAUAAAUGCCAAGAUUAUGGAGGUAUAUGAAAGGAUCAAAGAAGCAGGUUAUGUUCCAGACCUUAGCUGUGUAUUGCAUGAUGUGGAUGAUGAGCAGAAGGAAAGCAUGCUGCUUGGGCAUAGUGAGAAACUGGCAAUAGCUUUUGGGUUGAUGGGCAGUACCCCUUGCAAGUUGAUUCGUAUUACAAAGAACCUUCGGAUCUGUGUUGAUUGUCACAAUUUUGCCAAGUAUGUGUCAAAGGUAUAUGCAAGAUAUAUAUCUCUGAGGGAUAGCAACCGAUUCCACCUAAUUGUCAGAGGGACUUGUACCUGUAGAGACUACUGGUGAUUAAGCAAUUCUUCUACUUAUCUA
Messenger RNA from Musa acuminata subsp. malaccensis (wild Malaysian banana), 1954 nucleotides. RefSeq names its product putative pentatricopeptide repeat-containing protein At3g13770, mitochondrial. NCBI's taxonomy places the organism in Eukaryota, Viridiplantae, Streptophyta, Magnoliopsida, Zingiberales, Musaceae. The record is from RefSeq and is a predicted model, not a curated record. Gene Ontology annotation, molecular function: zinc ion binding; RNA binding; protein binding. Gene Ontology annotation, biological process: RNA modification. Gene Ontology annotation, cellular component: intracellular membrane-bounded organelle.